AUGGAGCACUGCUGGCGUUCUACCUCGAGGCUCGCCACGCGGAUGGCAACGAUUUCGCUCGUCUCGUUUCUCGCGGUCUCCGCUCCCAUUUCUGUCAAGCAACACCAUGACUGUCGUUUCAUUGUGUGUCGGCGACACAUCCGCGAGAUCGGUCUGCAAAGGAGACUGCCGGGGACCGCCUUGGAAAGGCAGCGUGGAGCCUCGAUGACGAGGUGGCACUCUCACGCCUCCGUGUCACGGUGCCGAUCUCGGAGCCAAGCAUCGGUCUCGGCCAGGUCCGCGGGAUGUCUAAGCUCGCCAUUGGAACGGCCCAGUUGA
Phytophthora nicotianae INRA-310 is the source of this 318-nucleotide messenger RNA. RefSeq lists its product as hypothetical. Lineage: Eukaryota; Oomycota; Peronosporomycetes; Peronosporales; Peronosporaceae. The transcript has a single exon. The record is from RefSeq and is a predicted model, not a curated record. The coding region runs from base 1 to 318 and encodes 105 amino acids.